AUGGGUGCUAAUUUUGCAGCUGAAGAACACAUUCGAAAGAACAAAUUAAGAGAAGAAAGUGAAAGGGCCCACAAUGUGUCGCAAUUUUUGACUGUUUGCUUCUGUGUCAGGAGCUGUUUCCAUGAGCGAGAGUGGUGUGGCCUUGCAGUGGUAACUAGGCGUUCAUUUCAGGUUUGUGGUGUCUAUGCGACAUGGGACCAGGAUCUCUUGGAAAAAACGAUAGAGCGUACGUAUAAUGGUGAGUUUGUGUGCAUUUUCAUGCUUUGGUGCCACAACAAAUCACCAUCAUCAUCACCAUCAUCAUCAUCAUCAUCAUCAUCAAGAUGGGUUGGUAGUGUCACCCUAGUUAAAGUGCCGGUGAACCAAGCACAUUGUGCACCGAAGAGAAGCCAAUGCAAGAAAACCAUUGUUUUUCACUCAAGAUUGUCGUCUUCAGCCAGCACUAAAACUGUGGCUGGCAGAACUUGCAAAGGGUACAGAGAGCACGGUGUUCUUGUCACUUUACAGGAUAGAAUUUCGACAAACCCUGAGAACGACAAUGUUUCCUCGAGUUUUAAGGACACUGUAUUCCAGCUUUUACAUUCGUUCUAUCAGUUUUCUCGUCCUCAUACUGUGAUUGGCACUCUUAUAGGGAUAACAUCAGUUUCUCUUCUACCUGUAGAAACAAUAUCUGAACUGUCUCCCACAUUUUUUAUGGGAUUGCUGAAGGCAUUGGUGCCAUCGGUGUUGAUGAACAUUUACGUGGUGGGGUUGAAUCAAUUAUUUGAUGUUGAAAUAGACAAGGUAAACAAACCUUAUCUCCCACUUGCUUCUGGCGAUUUCUCAAUGGGAACUGGUGUCGCAAUUGUUUCGGCAUCUUUGUUGGCAAGUUUCGCGAUGGGAAUCAUGUUUCAAUCCCCACUACUAUUUUCUGCCCUUCUCGUAAGUUGUGUGCUCGGGAGUGUGUAUUCUAUAGAACUUCCUUUUCUCAGAUGGAAGAAGCAAGCAUUUCUUGCUGCAACUUGCAUCAUGAUCGUGAGGGCUAUUGUCGUUCAACUCGCUUUCUUUGUACACAUGCAGAAAUUUGUUCUUGGCAAAACAACAGUUGUGACAAGAUCAUUAGUGUUUGCAACUGCUUUCAUGUGCUUCUUUUCUGCUGUCAUUGCCCUAUUCAAGGAUAUACCUGACGUCGAUGGCGACCGAGAUUAUGGCAUUCAAUCCUUCAGUGUCAGCUUAGGGCAAGAAAGAGUCUUUUGGCUCUGUGUUAACAUGCUGCUAUUAGCAUAUGGAGCUGCUGUGGUUGUAGGAGCUUCGUCUACAUUCCUACCAAGCAAGUUCAUCACAAUAUUAGGCCAUUGUGCUCUAGCAUUCAUUCUGUGGCUUCGAGCACGAUCGGUCGAUCUUACCAGCAAAGAUUCCAUAACUUCCUUCUACAUGUUCAUCUGGAAGUUAUUCUAUGCUGAGUACUUCCUCGUUCCGUUUGUUCGCUGA
Molecule: messenger RNA, 1470 nt
Organism: Populus nigra (black poplar)
Lineage: Eukaryota; Viridiplantae; Streptophyta; Magnoliopsida; Malpighiales; Salicaceae
Product: probable homogentisate phytyltransferase 1, chloroplastic
Exons: 16
Coding region: 1-1470 (489 amino acids)
Cellular component (GO): membrane
Molecular function (GO): prenyltransferase activity
Source: RefSeq, a predicted model, not a curated record